AUGUCCGGUUGGUAUGGUAGUUUCUUUCCAAGAGACAAGCGCAGAAACCUUGUACGUGGAGGAGGACACCCAUCAAUGCCACCAUCCCCUAGUCCUAAUGAAGCGUGGGAUCCUCCUUCCAGUCGCGGUAGCUCAGGUUCUUUUUUUGGUCGUGGUAACUCAGAUUUUUUUGGCAGUUUUAACAUGGGUAUGGAUUUCAGAAACACUCCUGAUGCUUUCAUAGCGAGAGCAGAAUUUCCAGCAGGAUUGAACGACCAACAGGUGAAGUUCGAAGUCGAUGGGGGGAGGGGUAAAAUCUGGGGAGAAAAUAGCAGCGAAAGAGAAUACAACAACGGUAAUAGGCGCGUCCAUCAUCAGACUACUACCAAGAUGGCUAAUUGGUUCGACUUUCCGGAGGAUGUUGCAGUUGAUCAGGCUAACGGAUCCAUGGCAGAUGGCGUUUUCAGCGUUACCUUCCCUAGAGGGAGGAAGUGA
Molecule: messenger RNA, 474 nt
Organism: Papaver somniferum (opium poppy)
Lineage: Eukaryota; Viridiplantae; Streptophyta; Magnoliopsida; Ranunculales; Papaveraceae
Product: 17.7 kDa class I heat shock protein-like
Exons: 1
Coding region: 1-474 (157 amino acids)
Biological process (GO): protein folding; response to hydrogen peroxide; protein complex oligomerization
Source: RefSeq, a predicted model, not a curated record